Myotis davidii is the source of this 2749-nucleotide messenger RNA. It is a transcript of the gene HGFAC, whose product is annotated as HGF activator. Gene Ontology annotation, cellular component: extracellular region; rough endoplasmic reticulum. Gene Ontology annotation, biological process: blood coagulation; zymogen activation. The transcript is spliced from 11 exons. Lineage: Eukaryota; Metazoa; Chordata; Mammalia; Chiroptera; Vespertilionidae. Gene Ontology annotation, molecular function: serine-type endopeptidase activity; calcium ion binding. The annotation marks the transcript as partial. The record is from RefSeq and is a predicted model, not a curated record.
CCUCUCAGGGCCCAGCCCCAGGCUGGAAGGAACCAUACGGAGUCCCGAGAACCUAAUGCCACAGUGACCUCCAGGACCCCCACUAUUCCUGUGACCUCAGUGACCCCCACAACCUCUCCUGCGAGCACUCCAGAGGCAGAGGGUCCUCGUGGUGGGGGGCUCACCUCCCCACCCAGAGUGGCCCCCUCCGGCAGCAGCCCUGGGGGCUCAGGGCGGUCAGGGGGCUCCCUGAAGGAGACGCCCCCUGGUGGCCAGGCCAGGCCCUGCGGCCACACAGGCCAGCCCUGUCCAGACCCCAACCCCCCCUCCUGCACGUCCCCAGCGGCUCUGGAUCCCUGUGCCUCCAGCCCCUGCCUCAACGGGGGCUCCUGCACCAACACCCAGGACCCCGGCUCCCACCACUGCACCUGCCCCGUGGGCUUCACCGGCAAGGACUGCGGCACGGAGAAAUGCUUCGACGAGACCCGCUACGAGUACCUGGAGGAGGGCGACAGCUGGGCCCGCGUGCACCAGGGCCGCGUGGAGCAGUGCCAGUGCGCGGGGGGCCGGGUCCAGUGUGAGGACACACGCCACACAGCUUGCCUGAGCAGCCCGUGCCUGAACGGGGGCACCUGCCACCUGAUUGUGGCCACCGGGACCACGGUCUGCGCCUGUGCCCCGGGCCACGCCGGGAGGCUCUGCAACAUCGGGCAGUGUGACAGCACCCACCGCUCCCCUGCCCGCAGGAACCCCGACAAGGACGAGCGGCCCUGGUGCUACGUGGUGAAGGAGCACGCGCUCUCCUGGGAGUACUGCCGCCUGGCGGCCUGCGGUGCGUGCUGGCGGGAGGGGGAACAGGGCAGGCGGUGCUGCCCCAUCCCAUUCCCACUCCCGCUCCCACUCGCACUCCCACUCCCACUCCCACUCCCGGCCUCUUCUCUCCGAGCGGUGGAGAAACAGCUCCCGGGCAGGGCUGGUCCCAGGAGUCAGCAGGCAGGCCGGUCCCCGGGCCCCGGACCCCCAUACACAGCAGAUGGGAAAGCAGGGGUGCUGACAGGCCCGGGGCUGACCGAGGGGCUGCCUCUGGGACGCUUGGCCCCCAUGGGUGCAGGGACAGCCAACCUCAGGGCCCAAGGGGAGACCAGAGCCCUGCUGCCCCCCCCCAACAGCCCCCCAAGGGAGAGCGUCUCCGUGGUCCUGGGCCAGCACUUCUUCAACCUGACGACGGACGUGACACAGGCAUUUCGAAUUGAGAAGUACAUCCCGUACCCCCUGUACUCGGUGUUCAACCCCAGUGACCAUGACCUUGUCCUUAUCCGGCUGAGGAAGAAGGGGGACCGCUGUGCUGUCCGCUCCCAGUUCGUCCAGCCCAUCUGCCUGCCGGAGCCCAGCAGCCCCUUCCCCGCGGGGCACAAGUGCCAGAUCGCGGGCUGGGGCCACCAGGAUGAGAACGUGAGCGGCUACUCCAGCUCCCUGCGGGAGGCGCUGGUGCCCCUGGUGGCCGACCACAAGUGCAGCAGCCCCGAGGUGUACGGGGCCGACAUCAGCCCCAACAUGCUGUGCGCCGGCUACUUCGACUGCAAGUCUGACGCCUGCCAGGGAGACUCAGGGGGACCCCUGGUCUGUGAGAAGAACGGCGUGGCCUACCUGUACGGCAUCAUCAGCUGGGGCGAUGGUUGCGGGCGGCUCAACAAGCCCGGCGUCUACACCCGAGUGGCCAAUUACGUGAACUGGAUCAACGACCGGAUUCGGCCCCCUAAGCGGCCUGCAGAUUCCCCCUGAGACUCCCCCGGGACAUGCUGCCUCCUUGCCAUUCCCUGCCGGCUGGCAAUAAAGCUGCUCCCAAGAGCACAGCUCGCCCAGCCUGGCCGCUGCCCCGCCCAGCCUCCCCUCCGAGGCCGACCCAGGCCUGCACACACCUCCCCUGCAUGAGCUCCCUCUAACCCUACCCCCGCCCCCGGGUGUUGAGUGUGGGUCCGUUAAAGCGGUGACUCACAUGUAUAGUUGUCGAGGGCCAAGCCAGCUUCGCAUUCCUGAGUGAACUGCUGAGUCAGAGUGUGAGCCGGGCAUCGUCCAUGUGCCCGCCCCAGGCUUGUUCCCAGCCCAGGAGGCUGGUCCCCCAGGCUGAUCAGUGAACUCUGUGCGCAGUGGGUUAUGGUGGGGCCUCAGGGAGCCUGGCAGGAGGUCUGAGAAUGAGCCAAGUGAGAUGGAGUAUUGAUGUCCCUGGCUCCCUCCUUUUGGGGUCACCUCGGUGUUACAGGUUGUACCCUAAAACCCAUAUGUUGGCGUCAGGACCUCAGAAUAGGACUGUUUGGAGAGAAGACCUUCACAGAGCGACCAGGUUAGCAUGAGGUCAGGGUGGGCCCUGAUCCAACACAAUGUGUCCUUAUAAGAGAGGGAGAGUGGGGCCAGGCAGACGGAAGGAAGCCGGUGUGACAGGCCACCUGGGGAGGCGGCCAUCUGCAGCCAAGGAUGGACCUGAGCAGCUCCCCCCCUGUGGACACCUCCAUCCGGGACCUCUGCCCGGAACCUUGAGAUGCUGUGUCCGCUGCUUAAGUCCCCAGUCUGUGGUGCUUUGUUACAGUGGCCGAGCACACCGGUACACCCAGACCCCCACCGACGGUCACUCCCCACACACGCACAUGGCUCUGGACAGUUGUGAUGACUCACCCCCCCUCACCCCCUGGUCUGAAGGAGCCAGGGCAGCAGAGCACCCUGGGGCCCCCCACAAUGAUACCUUGUGAAUAAACCCGUCCGACUUGUCCUGUCA